AUGAGCAUGACCGAUCCCUCAGAAGUUCGAGCAUCUCCAGCUUGGGAGGGUUACUGGUCUGGAGGGAUCAGCAAGGGUGACCAGUGGGAUACUGGGGUUGUUUCCCCGGCUCUCCAAAAGCUUCUUGACGAAGGCGUGCUCCCGACGGGACGUGCUCUUGUGCCUGGUUGCGGCCGUGGGUACGAUUCCAUCGCCUUUGGUAAGAGUAGCUACGACUCGAUCGGUCUCGACCUGUCGCCGACCGGAGUGGAACAAGCGAAGGCUCUGCUAGCGGAGGAGAAGGAAGAGGACAUAAGCGGAAAGGCGAGGCAGGAGCUGGGCAAACCCCUAAGUGUAGUUGAGUUCCGGUCGGGGGAUUUCUUCAAGUUCUCUCCCGAGCAGGAGGGGAAGUUCGACGUUAUCUUGGACUACACGUUCCUCUGUGCGCUUGACCCGGCUGCCCGGGACGACUGGGCCGACCACAUGGUAUCGCUGCUACGCCCUGAGGGGGAGCUCGUGACCAUCAUAUUUCCGAUCGUGGAAAAGGAGGGCGGGCCACCGUUUGCCGUGAGCGAGUCGAUCGUGUCGGACCUCCUCGAGCCUCGAGGACUUAAGGCGAUACACCUCGAAAAGCUCGAGCCUAGCCUUUGCCACAAGACGAGGGAGGGGAAGACCGCUCUUGGGCGCUGGCGUUUCUCCGGAUCAAAGUAG
Molecule: messenger RNA, 690 nt
Organism: Ectocarpus siliculosus
Lineage: Eukaryota; Phaeophyceae; Ectocarpales; Ectocarpaceae
Source: the annotation of a GenBank genome assembly